CUCCUGCCGCUUCUUGCCAUACCCUUACCACAUGAGCAACACCUCCACACACACUGCAUUUAACUAACACGUGCAUUUGGACGUUUCUCCCCUCAAACCGCUGCCCGCCAAACGUCAGGUGGAGGAAGGAAAAGUUUUUGACAGCUUCUCUCGUGGAGUGACAGCCUGCCACAUCACGUUGGGGUCUUAGUGGUGAAGCUUCUUUUUUCUUUUUCCUCCCCCUACUACUACACCACCACCACCACCACCACCACCGCGGUGAACUGCUUUGACCCGUGUCUCCACCCUGUCACCUGUGUCAAGUGGUCGUGCUGCUCUGACAGCGCAGUCUGACCGGAGCGCUUUCCCCCGGCUUCAGCUCACCGCGCCCGGGCAUCAUGAGAACCUGGAGGCGGCGGAAGAACUUUGCCUUUCUGCUCCUCGCUCUGCGCGUCUGCUGCUGCCUCUCCACGGCGACGGAAAAUGCUGACAACACGGUUCACAAUAAAGAGGAGGGAAGUAGUCCAGACAAGGCUAAACAGCGAGGGGAAGCAAUCAAACCAAACCGCUAUGGGACCACCGUACCUCUGCUGCUGAAGGGCAAGGAGCGCAGACCUUUCCUCCAGCUCACGGCCGGGAGUUAUCCUGCGUCACUCCAGCUGCUGGUACGUGCGGAAGGUGAACAGCUGAUCCUGUUGCUGGAGAAGAAUGAGGGUCUUUUUGCAAGCCAUUACACUGAGACACAUUACCGGGAGGAUGGAAGUGCAUUCACCGGUGCUCACAACUUCACGAACAACUGCUACUACCAUGGGGAAGUCCAGGCGCAUCCAAACUCUGAUGUCACCCUCAGCCUUUGCUCGGGCCUUCGAGGUUUCAUCGCGCUUGAAAACAAGACGUUUAUCAUUGAGCCAGCGCCUGGACAUGACAGCGGUGUUCACCUCAUCUACCGAGUGGAAGAACUCACACUGACCCCGGGAUCCUGCGGCCACGGCUUCAACAUGUCCUCUGUCGCCCCUGAAAACCACAUCAAAAGCCCCUUUCAGUCCUUCCACACGAGGCAUAAAAGGCACACUCAGAAGACGACCAAGUACGUUGAGCUGAUCAUCGUUGCAGACAACAGAGAGUUUCAGAAACAGGGGAGGGACGUGGAGAAGGUGAAACAGAGACUGGCAGAGAUAGCCAAUUACGUGGACAAGUUUUACAGGGCCCUGAACAUCCGGGUGGCCCUCGUGGGUCUUGAGGUGUGGAGUGACUCUGAUAAAUGUCCCGUCACCCAGGAUCCCUUCACCACCCUGCACGAGUUCCUCGACUGGAGGAAGGUCAAACUGCUGCCACAGAAGCCUCACGACAACGCUCAGCUCAUAAGCGGGGUUUACUUCCAGGGCACCACCAUUGGCAUGGCGCCCAUUAUGAGCAUGUGCACAGCUGAGCAGUCUGGAGGCAUUGUCAUGGAUCACUCUGAGAACCCGCUGGGUGCAGCUGUGACUUUGGCUCACGAGCUGGGACACAAUUUCGGGAUGAACCACGACACUCCAGAGCGCGGCUGUGGCUGCAGGAUGACCGUUGACCGUGGAGGCUGCAUCAUGACCCCGUCCACUGGGUAUCCAUUCCCAACAGUGUUCAGUACAUGCAGUAAGAAGGACCUUGCUGCCAGUCUGGAGAAAGGUGUGGGCAUGUGUUUGGACAAUAUGCCAGAGGUCAAGGUGCUCUAUGGAGGCCAGAAGUGCGGCAAUGGAUAUGUGGAGGAGGGAGAAGAGUGUGACUGCGGGGAGCCAGAGGAAUGUAUGAACCCAUGCUGCAACGCCACCACAUGCACCCUCAAAGGAGACGCUGUGUGUGCCCACGGACAGUGCUGUGAAGACUGCAGGCUGAAACCCGCUGGCACCCUGUGUCGAGAGUCCAGUAACUCCUGUGACCUGCCAGAGUUCUGUACUGGUGCCAACCCUCACUGCCCAGCCAACGUUUAUCUGCAUGAUGGACACGCCUGCCACAGCGUUGAAGGCUACUGCUACAACGGCAUCUGCCAGACUCACGAGCAGCAAUGCAUCACUCUGUGGGGACCAGGAGCCAAGCCUGCCCCUGGGAUAUGCUUCGAGCGAGUCAACUCUGCAGGGGACCCUUACGGGAAUUGCGGGAAGGACUCCAAAGGCUCCUUUGCCAAAUGUGAUGCGAGGGAUGCAAAGUGUGGUAAAAUUCAGUGCCAGGGAGGAGCCAACCGGCCAGUGAUUGGAACAAACGCCGUUUCCAUUGAAACCAACAUCCCGCUACAGGAAGGAGGACGUAUUCUGUGUCGAGGAACGCAUGUUUAUCUGGGCGAUGACAUGCCUGAUCCUGGGCUGGUUCUGGCUGGUACGAAGUGUGGAGACGGCAUGGUGUGCCUGAAUCGCCAGUGCCAGAAUGUCAGUGUCUUUGGUGUGCAUGAGUGCUCUGGGAAGUGCAAUGGACGUGGGGUGUGCAACAAUAAGAAGAACUGCCACUGUGAAGCACACUGGGCCCCUCCGCUCUGUGAGAAAGCGGGCUUUGGUGGGAGCAUCGACAGCGGGCCAAUGAGACUGGCAGCCGACAGUGUGGUCAUUACUGUGGCAAUCCUGGUUACCCUGGUCAGCCUCCUGGUAACCACCGUCAUCAUAUUUCUGAAGAGGAAGACUCUGCUGCGCCUCCUCUUCACCAAUAAGAAGAGCACGCUGGAGAAACUCAGAUCUGUGGAGGCCAACAGGCCGACCAGCCCCAUCAGGAAUCAGUCCAUGUACAGACCCACCCCACAGCGCAAGCCUCCACCCAAACCCUCUGGAGCCAACAUUUAUAAGCCAUCUCUCCUGAGUGCCGAGCCUCUUCUCCCCCCACACAACUUCCACUCUCACAGCCUGCGCAGACUGCCCCUCUACCAGCCCUUACACAUCAGCCAGCCCAUGCCGGUGUCUCUGAGCGUGGGCCAACCCACCCUGCCUCCUCUUCCAGCGCACCACAGGGUGCUGCCCGCCCACACCUCCCUCUCACCAACUCGAGUGCCACCUUUCCUCAGCCUGCCACGCCAGCAGCCAUCGUACAGAGUCGACCAGGACUUUGAGAAACCCAGUCCACCCCAGAAACCCCUACCUGCAGACCCACUCGGGAGGAGCUCUCGGCUGGGUCACAGUGUCACAGCAGGAGGGGUCCACCUCCCCGGAACUGGACCCCUCCCCAUACCUAUCCCCACUGUGCCCAGGCCACCACCCACCAUCCCUUUACCCAGCAGACCCGUGCCGAUGUUGCCCUACAGACCACCAAAGACUAAUAAGGACUGCUGAGCUCUUGACGUCGUGGACGAGUAAAUGUCCGACCAACAGACGAAGACUUUCUUGAUUUGCACUAAUUACUGAGACUCUGUACGACCUCUUGGACAGUCGGAAGCAUCACAGAGUUUCCAGUAAAAGGGGGCUAACAUCACACCUCGGUGCUACGCCUCUAUAAGGUGCUUUGUUGUCCUUGCUCAGGUACCAAUGAACUAUUUAUCUAUUUAACUAUUUAACUGCGGUAUUACCAGUUUGUGCACAGAGCACUCUGAUCAAGAGUGAUUUGAGUGAGAAAAGAAGGAAUCAUGGUGUGAUUUAGAAUAUUUCUUUUGCAUUCUUUUGUGAUUUUUAUACUUUUUUUUCUCAAUGAAAUGCUGAAAUAUAUGAUGUUUUUAUAACCAGUUAAGUUGCUUGAAUAAGUGAAGCGCUAAAAGAGUUUGUCUUUGGGCUAAAAUGAAGAUAAAGGGAAAUGGAGCACAACUCAGCAUGUUGCCAGUGCAGCUUGUGGGCCAUCGAGCAGUGUUAAUUAUUCAGUUUUUUUAUAUUUUUAUGAUGUAUUCAAUGCCAAAUACAUCUUUUCUAUCAUGUCACCACGGUGCUACAAAGUAGAUAUUAAUCAGAUCUUGUUUUGAAAUGAAAUACAUUGGACUCACACUGCGUUUUUAUUGUGGGAUUAAUCCGAUCAGCUCAUUUCACAGCCUCACAGUCAGGCUCUUUUAUUCCCUUAUAAGUUCACUUUCGCGGUAGAGCACUAAACAGGAAAAGUACUUUUCACACAUUUCAGGCCGGCUCUGACACACUGCUCGGGGCACGCUUUGGACGCUCCACAUGCUCUCCUGAUACUGGCAGACGCUGCUGCGGAGUCUCAACAGAUUUGACAGACUGAUUGUGUUCCAGAGAAUUACACCAACACCAAAUAAUUCACCAUUAACUCUGGUGUUUGUAUGUUUAACAUUCACGCUCACUUUGUCCUCGAGUGGGCGAGCCAAGCGGGAUGACUUCAGCGCUGUGAGCUUUCCAAGCUCCCCCUCGACCGUGUCCAACAAGAUGUUUUUACCAUAUCUGUCCUGUCUUUUUUUUUUUUUUCCUUCAUAACAUUCCAUUUGGAUUUUGUAGGGCUUUGUUUUUCUCGAACGCUGAGAUUAUUCAUGCAUUCACAGCUUUGUGCAUCAGAUUCAGAGCUUGGCAUUGCACUUCAUUUCUUUGAUGUUAUUUGUUGUUGACUUGCUGUUAUACCAAGAGGGAUUCAACUGGUGAAAUCUUUACAGCGCAGUUAUGUUUUACCUGUGUCAGUGUUCACUUUGGAUGAUGCAUUUUAUAUUUGUAGUGUGUCCAAAUGCAGUGCUUGUCUCCUGACUGCUGCAGAAUGAUUGAAGUCCCUGCAGAAGUGUGCAACUUUCUUGUUUUGGAGGUGUUCAGAUGUGUCUGACAGUCCGAUUAAGCGCUACCCGCUGGAAAAUAUUUGUUAGUGCUGUGUGGAUUAGUCGUUAAAUGUUUAUGCCAUUUGUAAAUCCUAAAUGUAAUGUGUUUAUUUGCAUAACUGUAACAUGUUUAAAAGCCAUUGUAAAGUGUAAAUAUUGUAUGUCACUAUGUCACUUAUCAUUUCUUCUUUUUUUUUUUUUUUUGUUCUUUGUUUUGUUUUGUUUUUACAAGCACAGUAAUAUAAGAACUGCUUUAAGGUGAUGCCCCGUUGACGCUGGGUGGCAGAAACAUGAUUUUAACCUGUACCUUGUAAGCCAGAGACGGAUGUUUCAGGAUAACAUUUAAACUGAGAGAUUUUAUUGAAAUGAUAUCAGAGCCAAAUA
Messenger RNA from Epinephelus moara (kelp grouper), 5056 nucleotides. It is a transcript of the gene adam12b, whose product is annotated as ADAM metallopeptidase domain 12b. Gene Ontology annotation, molecular function: metalloendopeptidase activity. Lineage: Eukaryota; Metazoa; Chordata; Actinopteri; Perciformes; Serranidae. The record is from RefSeq and is a predicted model, not a curated record. Bases 378 to 3266 code for a protein of 962 amino acids. Gene Ontology annotation, biological process: proteolysis. The transcript is spliced from 23 exons.